UGAAGGCCGCCGCUCAGAUUCUCUUUCUUGGUCUCCCCUUUCUGGACGCAUAACUUGUGACGUCACGGCGCGCGACGCCGAUUCAUGAAGCGGGGCAAAAAGGCUCCUCAGAAAACGGCUGCGAGUGAAUGAAGCGGGAAAGUUUCCCUACCUCCACAGUCUCGUGUCUGCCCCGUCCCUUGUUCUAUGGAGGGGGGAGCCCGGACGGAACUGAGGCGCUGUAAAAGCAGAGGAGCUCCAGCAAUAUGCUACAAAUAAUGGUCAGAGCUUGUUUGGAAAAUCAGUGGAGGCCAGUUUAUUCCCAAAUACAUAGUUUCUUACUGCAAAAACAGAUUAAAAACUGGCACAGGAGCCUUAGCACAACAAACACACCAUGUUCAAAAUCGUGGAAAACCUGUAAAGGAAAUCUAUCUGAGAAGAAGUUGAGUCGAUAUUUCAUCGAUCACCGAAAGGUUCGUGUGAUAGGAGGGAAAGGAGGAGAUGGCAUUGCUUGUUUUCUCAGUGAACCUAGAAAAGAAUUUGGAGGUCCCAAUGGGGGAGAUGGGGGAGAUGGGGGACAUGUUAUAUUUAAAGGGAAAAGAACAGCAGGUAUAUCAGAAUUGGAUCGACACAUCAAAUCUUUGGCCUAUAUCCACCCAUUUUAUAAAGGCUUCAAUGGGGAAAAGGGAGGAAGCAAAAACUGUUUCGGAGCAGCUGGCAGGCCCCUUUAUAUUAAGGUACCUAUUGGUACCAUGAUCAAGGAAGGCACUAAGAUUGUAGCUGAUCUCAACCAUCCCGGGGAAGAAUACGUUGCAGUCUAUGGUGGAGCUGGGGGCAAAGGCAACCGUUUCUUUUUGGCUAAUGACAACCGAGCACCAACAACUGCGACUCCAGGAGAACUGGGUGAGGAAAGGUCCCUUCACUUGGAGCUCAAAAUUGUGGGCCAUGCAGGGAUGAUUGGAUUUCCCAAUGCUGGGAAAUCGUCCCUCUUGCGUGCAGUCUCCAGAGCAAAACCCGCUGUGGCUCCUUACCCAUUCACCACCCUGAAGCCUCACGUAGGCAUUGUUCACUAUGAAGAUUAUGAGCAGAUUGCAGGGCAUUGUGAACUUGUGAAAGUCUCUGACCUUCUUAAAUGGAAGAAGCUGCAUAAACACAACAUCCUGAAUGUCAUACAGCGCCGGCACAAAAACUUGAAGAAAUGUCUCCGGAAAGUGUCUGAUUUAAAUUUCAUGGUCCAAUUUUACAUGCAGAGUUUCUCCCUCAUUUCUUUAAUCUGUGGAAUAACAUUGGCUGUAUGCUGAAAAGAAAAGAAAAAUCACAAGUUCCAUUUGACUUUUUAGGCUGCUAAUUAUGUGCUGGGAACAAUUAUGAUUAUAUUUAGUUAAUCCCCAGUUAAUUCUCAAAUGGUGAUUUCCUAAACAGUAUAAAAGGCCUGGCAUUUCAGCAAACAAUGUUAGCUGCUCUUUGCAUUUCGCUAAAUGAGCAUUAACGGCCCCUAGUCAAUGUAACCUGUUGCUUAAAAUCUGUAAUGUUUUUCAUACACAUCUAUUACAGUAUUAAAAACCCAUUUCCUAUAGCAAUGUUGGCAGAAGUGGCAUGUGAAAUCGUCCCGUGCCGAAUGUGUGGCCUUGCCGGCUCCUCGUCACGUUCCUGCGCUCAAAUGUGCUCCGGCCAGCUGGCUGUCACACAUGCAGUGCCGGCGGACCCCGGAAGUGUGGCGGUCCAUCGCGCAUGCGUGAGCCGGCACCUGGCCUUCCGGGUUGGCGUUGCGCACAUGCGCGAUGGAUCGCUGCACUUCCAGGGUCACCAGCAUUGCGUGAUGGCCAGCUGGCCAGCACGCGUUUGAACACACAAACGUGACAAGAGUUGGCGAGGCCGUGCAUUCGGCACGGGAUGGUUUCACGUGCCACUUCUGGCACAUGGGCCGGCAUGCGAGAAUGUGAAAGGUUCACCAACACUGUCCUAUAGCAUGUUGAAUUGCACAAUUCCCCCUAUACUCUUGAGAUGAUUAGCCAAACCCCAUAUUCCAAAUCCAUAUAAUUGUUACUGCUUAUUUCUGGAUGGACAAGACAUAUUGCAAUUGCAAAUUGAUUUUUAUGCAUGACUGUUAUUUUCGAUUUUGCUUUCAUUUUUUGUACCACAUAUGAGUAUCUUUCAGAUAAACUUAAAUAGCAUGGGGAAAAAAACCACACAAAUAGCUAUGAACGUUUAAUUAAUAAUAGCAUAUUGUAAGAUGUUGGGAUCGACUGCUAUCACACUGUGUAUACACAGACCCAACCUGAUGCCUCAUCACAUCGGGGGACAGGCUUAAAAAAGCAAGACAUAUUCUGAUUCUUCCAGGCAGUUUUCAUGGUCAUGGUCAUGUGGCCAGCAUGACUUUACAACGAAGCGCACCUUCCCACUGAAGUGGUACUUAUUUAUCUACUCACAUUUGCAUGCUUUCAAACUGCUAGGUUGGCAGGAGCUGGGGCAAGUAACAGGAACUCAUCCCAUUGUGUGAUGCUCGGGUCUCGAACCUGGACUGUCAGCUUUCCAGAUGACACAUUUGGUGUCUUUAACCACUGAGCCAUCAAAACUAUAUGCUCUGAGAACCAUUAGGGAAGAGCUGUCUUCACCUUCUUUCUGCCACACGAAGUAUCUGAACUGGGUUGUUUCUUGCUGCACUAGAAUGUGGUCCCUCCAUCCUGGGAAUCUGGAUUACAUUCCGUCCAUCCUCAGGGAAUGUCUCUUGCUCUAGAAUGUUCUGGUGAUGUUCUGGACACAUUCUGAUGAGGGAGAAGUUCAGGGGUGGGAUUCAGCCAGUUCGGACCAGUUCGGGAGAACCCGAUGCUAAUUUUACAUCUGGUUCACUUAACUGGUAGUUGCAAGGACUGGUUGGCCCCUCCCACUCCUCCCCUCCUCUCCAAGGAGUCUCCACAUGACCCGUUUUGGAUGCCAGGUAAGUGAAGUGCCCGUGCUGAGGC
Ahaetulla prasina is the source of this 2942-nucleotide messenger RNA. It is a transcript of the gene MTG2, whose product is annotated as mitochondrial ribosome associated GTPase 2. The transcript is spliced from 8 exons. NCBI's taxonomy places the organism in Eukaryota, Metazoa, Chordata, Lepidosauria, Squamata, Colubridae. The record is from RefSeq and is a predicted model, not a curated record. Gene Ontology annotation, molecular function: magnesium ion binding; GTP binding; GTPase activity. Gene Ontology annotation, cellular component: mitochondrion. Bases 246 to 1280 code for a protein of 344 amino acids.